Messenger RNA from Phycomyces blakesleeanus NRRL 1555(-), 1317 nucleotides. RefSeq lists its product as hypothetical. NCBI's taxonomy places the organism in Eukaryota, Fungi, Mucoromycota, Mucoromycetes, Mucorales, Phycomycetaceae. The transcript has 3 exons. Bases 1 to 1317 code for a protein of 438 amino acids. The record is from RefSeq and is a predicted model, not a curated record.
AUGAGUAAGCCUACUUCUUUCUCCACCAGAAGCGCGUCUAGUUCAAGCAGUUACUAUACUAGAAAUACCAAGUCUACCUUGACCGAACUUAAACCCGAAAAAUAUCUGGGAUAUAAGUGCCAAAUUAGUGAAGCUCGAAUAAAACAGGAACCAUCAUAUUCUUCCACCCAGCCUAUAGCACAUACCAUUAAUAACGGACUAGAGAAUAUACCAAAGCCUCAUUACUCGUCGACCCGUAUACUAGAAUCAGUCAGUCAAUCGAACAACGAGACACACAGCUUAAUACAAUUCGAAAGCGACGGGCAGAAAAUAUCUGAAUGGAGUUCAGAAAACAAAAUGAAGCGAACGGACGAUAUGGAAAAGCUUAAUAACAUUCCAUUAAGUGAUACUUUCCUCGAAUCACAAGUUGAAGAAUUGACUAUCCAAAAUAGAAAAGAAGAUGAAACAAACAUUGAAACAGAGAUUUUGGAGGAGAAAAACUCCAGCUUUAAACAACCAGAAGAAAGCAAUCAUUAUAAUUCAGAGACAUCCAAUACUUUUGACAACAUGGAAGCUAAACUAGUUACCAUCAACGACAAAAAACUGGUGUCUAUAAAAUCAGAACUCAAUGAGGUUCGCCAGAGGAUAGCCGAUAUAUCAAGUUUUACUGGGUGUAGUGAUACUACAAAGUUCAUCAAAGGAACUUUGUUUCUUAUAGAUAUCUGGCCAGAGCAGCGCGACACCCUUCGCCAUCUUUCCCUCAAGAUUAAGCGUGGAAGUAUGGGAUUUAGUCCUGUAAUUGCUCAAGCUCUCUUGGAAAAACUGCUGACGUAUUACAUAAGCUACUCAAUCUAUAAUACCGGUGCCUACAUCAGUGAAAUAGUCAAACAUGACGGUACUAUUCUUCCCCGAUGGAGAUUUCAGCAAAAGAAUCAAGAGCUGCCUUUUGAAGAGCGACAAAAGAUAUGUCAAGUUGUCAGAGAACUCGAACGGGAGCGCAAAACAGAGAAAGUGAAAUUGAUAAUUGUUGACCGGUUAUAUACCGUAUACACCAAAAUCCACGGAGAUGAUGAUGCAGAUGAAGUAAGGGAUCAGCUGUGGGAAAUUGUCGAUCAAGCUGUAGAGGUCAGUCUAGAUAUGUGGAGCCAACCAAUGCCAGUGAAAUCGGUUAAGGCUACAGAAGAUGUCUAUAAAAGCGAAGAUUAUGCAGGAAUACCUGCUGGAUCAGAACCUGGCCCAAACACAAUUCAACUGGAGAUUUAUCCAUCUUUCAAAACUCACAACAGCUUCGGGGAGGAAUACGUUUUACUAAAAGGAAAAUUGCUCUACCUUCAAUAA